Rhipicephalus microplus (southern cattle tick) is the source of this 5207-nucleotide messenger RNA. It is a transcript of the gene Phm, whose product is annotated as Peptidylglycine-alpha-hydroxylating monooxygenase. Gene Ontology annotation, molecular function: copper ion binding; oxidoreductase activity, acting on paired donors, with incorporation or reduction of molecular oxygen, reduced ascorbate as one donor, and incorporation of one atom of oxygen. Gene Ontology annotation, cellular component: extracellular region. The record is from RefSeq and is a predicted model, not a curated record. NCBI's taxonomy places the organism in Eukaryota, Metazoa, Arthropoda, Arachnida, Ixodida, Ixodidae.
UCAGUGCUUCCUACUUUCGUUCUCCGUCGCGUAGGAGGCUCUUGUUAACACCUGAAGAAUCGCCAGCAGCUGUUUGUGUUACGCUAAGGAAAUGGCAAGAGUGUUUGUUUGCUCUUUUCUAUCACUAUGUGUGACAGUCGUAUAUAUGUCAGCGAGCACAUCGGCGGCAACCCAGUUCCCGUUGCUGAUGCCUCACGUCCGACCUACGCAGAAUGAAACGUACCUCUGUACAGCGUUCCACAUAACACCGAACAAGCAUAAGUAUGUGGUGGCAUUCAAGCCAAAUGCAACAAUGCACGUGGCCCACCACAUACUUAUCUAUGGCUGUCAGGAACCAGGCUACCGUGAGCAGGAUUCUCCACGUGCGGUGUGGGACUGCGGAGAGAUGAGCAAGUCCAACUCGGAGUUCUUUCGAGGGCCGACCUGUGCUCGAGGACCUCAGAUCAUAUAUGCAUGGGCCCGAGAUGCUCCGCCUCUUUCAUUACCAGAAGGUGUGGGCUUCAAGAUUGGUGGAGAUAGUGGUAUCAAGUACUUGGUGCUUCAAGUGCAUUACGCCGACACUACCUCAUUUCUGGAUCGAAGAAAGACGGACAUGUCUGGUAUUGUCCUCUCUGUGUUGCCUGGGGACACACAGCUCGUUAAACGACGAGCUGGUAUUUACCUUUUGGGAACAGGAGGCAUGAUUCCUUCGCACAAAACAGAACACUUCGAGACUGCCUGUCUCAUCGAUGAGAACUUGACGCUGUAUCCAUUUGCGUUCAGGACUCAUACACACAAGCUUGGCAAGGCUGUCUCUGGUUAUGUUGUUAGAAAUGGACGGUGGAUGAACAUUGGGAAGCACGACCCAUUGCAGCCGCAGAUGUUCUACCCUGCAAACAAGGGCAUCAAAGUCACCAAGGGCGACAUCUUGGCUGCCCGCUGCACAAUGUACAACUUCAGGAAUAGGCCCACCUAUGUUGGCUCUACAGGCAACGAUGAAAUGUGCAACUUCUACAUGAUGUACUACGUGGAUGGUGACAGGAUCCUUGACAAAAAGGACUGCUUUUCCUACGGGCCACCGGUCUACUACUGGGGCCGUGAUCCUCUUCUCGCUGACUCACUUACUACCCAGAUUGACAGGGAUGCGAGCACUCUCAACUAACUUUUACUCACAUCCUGGCAUGAGUCACUGACCUUUCUGUGUGACCGGUCUUCUUGACUCCCAUUUUUCUCCCAGCGAUUUGCUGACUCCCUGACCAUCAUUUCGUAACUCCCACUUUGACUCCAGCAGCACUUAAGCUGGCAGCAGUUAGAAAUGGCUGGUUUGAAGGGUCUCAACUGUGAGAACGAAUCUGCACGGUCGCGUCAUCACUGACCCUGGCAGCUUAGUGGCUUGGUGUUUGCCCAACUUUCAAUGCUCGAGAUAGAUCAGUGUGCUUGUGUUGCAAGAGAUUUGCUUGUUGUCUUAACUUUCUUCUAUGGCAUUGAUGAUCUUACUUGAUAGGAAACCUGGACCAGUAUGUUCCCGAAAUCCACCAAUUGAAGAGCAAAUCAUGCUCUUGACUGAAAAUUCAAUCUACAUUCCAUAGUUAACAUUCUCAUAAUUGAGCAUGCUCAGUAUAAUAUAUAUAGAGGAAGUGGAAUCAAGGUUCCUAAUCAUAUUGUUAUUACACUAAUUACUGGAGAACGUUUUUAAAGAUUGGUGACUGCUGCAGCUUGUGACUGCAUUGUUUUUUUCAAGUCUGGGUUUUUCGCAUGUCUUGCAAGGUGUCUGAGUGUACUCAAACACAACAAACAUUUUUUGUUAAUUUAAGCAUUCUUCAUUAUUUGUAUCACUCAUUCUCGUGCUCGUUUUCACUGUACUGUCAUCUGUUACUUUCCACUACAAGUCCUUGUAUAUGAGUGAAUGCAGAGAUAAGGCACAUGCCUGUCUUGGUACCUCUUGAUGUUCUUAUUGACAUUUUUUGUCUGUUGUUUUCAAUACCAUGAAAAGUAUUUCUAUAGCCCACUGCGGUAGUUGAGUGGCUAUGUUGUCGAACUGCUGAGCAAGAUGUGCUUUCGAUCCCUACAGUGGCAACCGCAUUUGGUGGGGUGAAAUGCAAAAACACAUGUUCUUUGAUUGACAUGCUAACAUGUUAAACAACCUUGGGUAGUCAUAUUCAAUGUAGCAUCCCCGCUUAGGCACUACCUCAUAAUCAGGUUAUGGGUUUUGAAGUACUUUUUUCUAAAAGACUGCUAUCAUUUAGUUGCACAAAUAUAUUUUCAAAGUGCCUCUCUCAAAUAGAAAUGUUGAAAAAAAGAGCAGACUCUGCAAAUUGAAAAGGGCCGGUGAGCAUAGUAAAGCCAACGUGUUCCAUCCAAAUUUGAAAUCGGGAAAAAUGAAUGAGAAAUAAAUUGGAUCAAAACCGAUUUGCAUGCAAAAAAUUUUCACUGUGACAUGUAACUGAUCUAUUUUUCCUGUUUCAGCAUUUCGUACAGCCUUAUGUUCUUUCCUUUCAUUCACCCUAGCCUCUGUAACUGUAAUGAGAUACCUCAGAAUCUGUGCUGCUUGAACACACUAGCGUGAAUAUGCGAGUGUCGCGCCAUUGGCAUUAAGAGCUGCCACGGUUGUUCAGUCUUCCCAGCUUAUGCCAAGGCACUCGCUCCAAGGCACAUUUUUGGUGGGUCAUGCCAAUUUACACCGCAGUAGGCAAAGGAUUACGUCAGUCCCAUAAGCCUGAGCAAGCCAAACCAGUUCUUAAGGAAGUCUCCCCAUCAAUCUGUAUCUGGCCGGGUCGCCUCACUUAUACGGAGAAUAUACAUAGCAGAAAGGGCGAGGGAAACCAUCCUGAUUGGUCUCUUCAAAAAGCGCCACAUGGUUUGCCGCGUAAAAUGGCACACGAACCCAUUCCUCUUGCGGCUCAAAAAUUCUGCCACACAGCAGCUUAGAGAGCUUGUGUUCUGCCACCAGUGGCAUGCCAUGCAUGCUUUGUGUUCAGGCCUUGCCAGGCUCAUUUCUUUUUCACCUGAAAAAAUCCAGUCCAUGUUUGUUGUAAGACAUAUACCAAAGCAGGAAUAUAGUACUUUGACGUAGGUUCUUUUGCACCGAUCACUUCUAAACCUCUGAUUCUCCUAUGAACCACCUUGUUCUCCUUUGCAGUGAAUAUUUCCUUGCAUUUUUGAAGCUCUGUUUUUAUCAGCCUGUCAAUGUGUGUGUGCAGUUGCCAUUGAAUUUUAUACAAUGCUUCAGUGCAGUAAGCUGGCUCUGAAUAAGAUCUGUGCGCAAAAAUAGAAAAAAGUAUGUAUUUCCACCUUGAUGAAUUUCAUGUUUAGCCUUGAUUGCUCUGAGAGGCAGCUCAGGGAAACAGUCAUGAAUAGCAUCAUUAUCCAAGGAUUCUUGAAAUGGAGCCACUUAGGCGUCUAUUCUAACCAGUUACCCCAAUUUCUUGCACAACCAUGUCAUAGUGGACUGUUACUAAUUUUACUACUGACAGAAGCUGUAUCUUAAGAGAGACUGAAGAGGCAGGUGAUUUAGUUAAACAUUAAUUGCUAAUGCAGGCGAUACGCUGUACUUAGCCACUGCAAAAAUAACAACUUGGAGGAAUGAAAUUUAAACAUGGCUAUCUAAAGUAUUAUGCGAUUCGAUCGUGCCACGUGUCUACAUGAGGAAUGCACACCCAGCUGCAGAACUUCGCACUUUUGAGGAAGACUAAGAUCUUGGCACAUCAUUGGGAUGUUUAUGCUUUCAUGCGUCUUUCAUUUCGCUAACCAAAACACACGCAGCAAUCAAAAUACUGGUAAUCUCUACAGUUAGAAUCUUUGUUGGAGCCCUGUUGAAAUACUUUAUUCACGAACAUAUGUUGUGCAGUUACUUUUUAUGCUCUUUAUUGCAUGCUGUUUUAUGCUUAUUUAUGUGCUAGUCAUUGAAUGAACUCUAAACUACAGUACUUAACUGGCAUUGAAGUAGUGUACAGUCUUUGUCGAAAGUAUGCAAGCUAUGUUGCUUGCGACUAGCAUUGCCCUCUGCAAACUGUAGAAAGUUUUCAAGGCAUGCCAAAAGUCCCAACAUCCCAAAGACUGGAAUGUAUUGUCAUGCUUGCUGUCAAAAGUUCUGAAAUGUUGGGCACACACCGGUCAUUUACAUGUAGGUGUCGAGUAGCCCGUGUGGUGCUUUUGACAAAGGCUGUACAUGCCGAGAUCGUUGUUGAUUUUAUUAUCUUGACACCAUAGCUAUGUAGCCUGUUGCAAUGCUGAAUGGCAAUGCUGAUGACUUAGUCUGCAUUGUUUUUAAGUUUUUCAAAAUCCUGAAGUUCACUAAGGAGCGUCUAGAUGGAGAGGAGAGAAAUGAAGAUGUUUACUAUGAUACACUGCUAAUUAGCUGGCAACAGUCAGUGUUAUAGCUAUUCUGCAAAUUUAUUGUGCAUUUGGCUGGAUACCACUGUGCUCUCACUCGGAGUGCAACACUGUGGAGCCUGCUCUCGAUAAAAACGGGAGAAUACGCAGUGCAGCCGCUUGCUAGAGUAUUUGAAGGCCGGGACAGGAAGUACAUUACUGCAUUUCCUCUUGCGAAGAAACAAGACUUGCUGGAGCAACUGACAUAAUGCCAGAAUAAAAACAGCUGGUGUCACCUGAUCAGAUCUUGUUCGCACUCUCAGUUUGAACACAGUGCUCUGAAAGAGCUAAUCGAACAUAUUUAGAGAGCUUAAUCUCAACCAGACGCAUGUGAUGCAUGUACUUCACUAGAGUUCUCAGGAGCUACUGAAAAGAACAAGCCGCAUGUACAGCAAGCUGUAACUAGCCUUUCUAAGUCUCGGAGUAGCACCUAUUCUCUGUAGCAACUCCUAUUGCUCGAUUGAAUGAAUAGAUGGUGUAAUUAUGCGAGGUUCUGAAUCAUUGAUCUAAGUUCGCAGUUUAGCCAAAAAUAAAGAUGGACAAACUGGCUCACCAAGCAGUUUGAAGCUGGUAGUAAUGCAGUUACCAUAUUGUUCCUGUGAUCUUUAUAAUUGUGUGCCUGUUAUGUCUAGUACACGACGGUAAAUACAUUCCAAUAAUGUUCACGAUUCAACUAUAUAUGUGUUACAAAUGUCCCUUCUUCCUGUUUACAAACACUACUAUGAAACUGACAACUCUCGUGAGUUAAGCUGUUAUCAAAAACUGUAAAUGUGCAUGUUGUACAUAUGUGUGACACGUGCCCAUUUUCAUGUGCUGUUAACCUCGGAACCAUGAGUAAAUCUUAUUUGUUGCACUGC